AUGCAAAGAGUUAGCAAACGUAAUUAUCUAAAUCAAUUUAAGUGAUCUCUAAAAUGGAUAUUUUUGGAUAAUCAAUCACAUUACGAAUGAAUAGGCAAAACUCAUAUAAAACUGUUUUUGGAGGUUGCUCUUCUUUGAUUUUGUUAAUCAUUUUAAUUUUGAUAUUCUCGUCAAACAUAAUAUCUUUUCUAAACAGAGAAAAUUUAAAUGCUACUGUUUUAACAGAAUUUGAAGAAAUCCCAUCUUUAUCAUAAAUUGAUGAUUCAUUUUUUUUAUUUGCUUUACAAAUUGAUUAAGAGAAUUUUUUAACUAAGCCUUUUUAUGAGAUUAAGAUACAUUAAUCUAGAAAUCAAAAAUUUUAGAAUGGGUCGGUAAUUUAAACAGAAAAAGAAAUUAAGUUGAUACCUUGUACUUUAGAUCGUUUUAAUAAAAUAUUUUCUUAAUUUGGAAGAGAUUUGACAGACUAAUUCAAUCAACUUAAAUUAUAUGACUUUUUGUGUUUUGAGUAAGAGAUUUUAUUUAUGUUUUUAGCUUAAAUCAAUCAUUUUAAAUAUAAGGAUCAUAUUCAAGUAUAUAAAAUAAAUAAUUCUUUUAGAUUUAGAAUUUGAAUUUUUGAAAAUAAAAGUGUAAGAGUGUUAGAAUAAAACAAAUUGUGCUUCGAAAGAAGAGUUGUAAUAAGAGAUUGAAAAAAAUGGAACUUUCAAAAUUAAAUUAUUUCCAAUUAAUAAAGUAUAAUUGAAUAAUAUUAUAGAUUUUAAACCCUUAUAAACCUGAAGAUAAUUAUUUAUAAACUUUUUUAGAUGAUUCAUUUUUUUUUAGAUUUCUCCCCUCAAAUACAUACAAGUCUGUGGAUCUCUUUAUAAAAGAAUAUGAAGUUACGAAUGAUCAAAGUCUAUUUCCAUUUAGUUAUUUGGAAUAUUCAAAGUUUUAUACAUUAGAUUAAUCUGAAAUCAAAGAGAGAACUGAAUUAUAAAAUUCUCAAGCAUAAUCCUUAGUACAAAUUUAAAUAAGAAAAAGUCCUUAUAAAAUUAAGAUUUUUAGAAAAUAUUUGAAAAUAGAUGAAUUAUUAUCUAAUUUAGGAGGUAUUUAAUAAAUAUUUAUAUUUUUUGUUGGAACAAUCAUAACAAUAUACAAUAGAUUUUAACGUAAAUAAUACAUAUAUAUCUAGUUGUGGUUGAAUUAGCAAAUAAAUUGUAUGAAUUUACGCUUGUUUCUUUUCAAAAAGAAAAAUAUUUUUAAGAGAAUCUAAAUUUAGUGAAUUAAAUGAUUUAAAAUAAACAAGAAAAAAUUCCAUUUUAGGAGAAACCUCGGAAUUCUGAUGCAGAUUUAGAAAUAUAGCCUUUACAUUAAAGUUCGAUUAAUUAAAAGUCUAAAAAUGAGCUAUUAAAAUUUAGUGAAUAGAUGAGUCCUACAUCAUAAUAAUAACAGAAUCAAUCAAAAAAAUAAGGUGACAAUAACAUAAAAAAAAAUAAAUUUAUAUAUGAAUAAGAAGCUAUGGCAUCAAAAUUGAAUUGUUCAAAUGGUUUAGAAUACUUUUAAUUACAAAUUUAAAAUUUAAUUUAAAGAUCAUAACCAAUUUUAAUGACAUUUUAAAUGUUAGUUAAUUUCAUAACUUGUUAGAAAGUAUUUAAAAACAAAAAACAUAUUUAAUUGAUGAAUAAAGCAAUGUAAACUAUUAAUUUUAAAGUAUUAGUAGUUAAAUUACUGAUUAAAUAGAUUUGUUUAAUAUACUUACAAAAUUAAAUGAUUUAGAAAAACUUAAAGAAGUGAUUUUUUCUCAGUAAUAAUUGCUAAUGUUUAAUUUUGCUCCAAAACCUUUAAUUUCCCUUGAUAAUACAACAGAAGUAUUUAAUAGAACAAUAGUUGAAGAGAGGACAAGAAGCAAUAACACUAAAUAGUAUUAAAAAUAAUUAGAAUUUAGGGAUGACUUAUCUUAGGAAACAGAAACAUCAAAUAAAAUUCAUUAUCAUUUAUAAGCUGAUUCGAAGAUGUAUUCAAAAAUUUAUUCGGUAAUAUAAAUUAAAUAUUCGAAGGCUUAUGAUGAUGUAUUACAAGAAUCAGAAAAUGAUUAAGAACCCUCUAUUUGUAGUAAUUUGAGUAAAUAAAUAAUUCGUAAAUUGGGACCAGAAGUGUAAACCAUCUUUAAAUUAUCAAAAUUAAUAGACUUUCAUUAAAAUUAAAACAAUUCCAGGAGAAGAGGAAUGACCUCUGAUACUUUAAGAAGAGUAUUAUAUUCAAAAUCAUAAAUAUAAUAGUGA
Messenger RNA from Paramecium sonneborni, 2258 nucleotides. NCBI's taxonomy places the organism in Eukaryota, Ciliophora, Oligohymenophorea, Peniculida, Parameciidae. The record is from the annotation of a GenBank genome assembly.